AUGGAGGCGUCCCCUUUAACGCAGCAGGCUCGUCCUGAUGUCUUCCAACCCAAGAUUGUCCAGCUCUACGUUGCGCUCUUCAAGGAAGAUGCCGAGGAAGACGUUGAGCAGUCGGAGGGAUUCUGGCGGGAGUUCUUCCUCCUGCGACCGGACCGCCCCAGUCUCCAGAACAUCCUGGGCAACCUCAGCCCCGACGACCUGAUCGCACUCCAGCCACAGACACGACAGAUCUUCGGCCGCGCAGUGACCGCUCUGAAGCAGGGCGGCGGCAUUGUCGACCUGCACGCCCUCGAGACCCUGACGACGUUCUUCGCUGCGAUCCUCCCGAAAAAGUACACGAACCCAAGCUCCGACAUAAUAGCCGUGCUAGCUGGCCUUGAUCAUAUCGACGCUGUCUUCACAGAGUUCGUUGCUGCGCUGGACAAUGUCAUCCGCAAUGGCAAAUCGCGUGGGUUAGUGGACGUUCGACAAAGAGCCAUUGAAGUGGUUCUGUCCAUCACCUCGGGCGCCUACCAGACAAGUCUAUUGACUUAUUUCAUUCAGAGGGACUUGUUUCCGGCAAUUAUGAAGUUCAUACAAGACUCUGAUGAUCCAGGACGCGUGACACACCCAUUCAUCCUGCUAGGACUUCUGGCCAACUACAACAAGUUUGAAUUCCAAAACCCAUACCAACAACGACUAAGUGACUUUGUCAACGAAGCCGUGAUACAAAAGAUCAUUCGCGCCGUAGGCGCGACCUGCAAGGAUUUGAGAACACAAUACAUCGAUAUUCUCGAGGAUUUGCCAGAAGGCUGGACAAUCGCAAGCACACUGAACAUGAUAGGUCUGGGAGCAAUCUCGCCCGGGCCAAAACCCAAGCAAAGAAAAGCUGCUUAUGAUCCAGAGACCGCGAAGCAGAUGUUUACAAAGCUGCCUGGCGAGGAAGCGUCCCUACUACUGAGUACGUACGACUUCAGCCAUACCAACAAGCUCUUUUGCUUCAACCUGGUUUCCUAUACUGGAGACAAGGCUGAGGAGCAACCAAUAUCGAGUGUGCUGUCCUUGACUUCGUAUCUCCUCCAGCAUGCCUUUCUCUCGAGCAGGGCAACACAUUACGCACAUCUUAGCUUGAUGGUGUUCCGACUGCUCGUUGAAGACCAGGUGUUGUGCAAGAGGAUAUGCAGCGAGGACAGUAAAGUGGCUGUGCGGCUGUGCCGCCAGCGACAACCAUAUCUGCCCUUGGUCAAGGGAGAGCGAGUUCUGGCCACAAGCGUUCUGGACACGAUGAUUGACGGCAUCAACCACAACCUAAGAAAACGCCUCGACGUGAGCCUGUACACACAGUGUGUGGGAAUCAUGUUGCGUAUCGUCUCGUACAUGUCGAGGUCGCGGACACGCUUGCAGUACCACUGGUCCGAGCUGUUCCGGUGUCUGUUGUCCUUGAUCCGAUUUCUCAACACCUAUGCCUCGGAUCUCAAGGAUCUCACCCACAUUGAAACCUUACUUGACCUUGUCGUCAACCUACUAGCGCUUGCACUAUCGUCAGGAGAGGGCUUCCUCCCGACACCCGCAGCCUACGACGACCUCUUCUACAAGAUUGUGGAAAGCGGAGACGUCCUGAUCAAGUUUCGGGACACGUGGAGGCUCUCCAGCCGGCCCUCGAACUCCAUCGAGACGCUCAUCAGCGUCAACACGCACUACAAGUCCAUACUCGACUCUGGCGGUGCCUCGAAACGACACUUGACAAGCAUGCAAGUGGCAGAGGUCAUCAAGCAGGGCUACGAGUCACUAAGCAUCCAGGCCAAGGAAGGGCUGGACGGCUGGGAGAGGUACAGGGAAGCGGACGAGCGGACGCUGCUGAAGAAGAUGGCGCGUGCGACCGUUGUGGACGCCAAGGUUAUUGUGGAAGUCUGA
Microdochium trichocladiopsis is the source of this 1893-nucleotide messenger RNA. RefSeq lists its product as uncharacterized. Gene Ontology annotation, cellular component: cytosol. Gene Ontology annotation, biological process: regulation of Golgi organization. The record is from RefSeq and is a predicted model, not a curated record. NCBI's taxonomy places the organism in Eukaryota, Fungi, Ascomycota, Sordariomycetes, Xylariales, Microdochiaceae. The coding region runs from base 1 to 1893 and encodes 630 amino acids. The transcript has 6 exons.